GGUGGAAUGCUCUUCUUUGCCUUCAAAGCUAGCAUCGUCAAAAACGCUCACUGCCUACAUUCUCUUGCUACCAUCCUAAACGUGCUGUACAAGCCUUUGCGGUCUUCACGCCGCCAACGCUGUGCAUCUGCUGGAUCCGUCCCCCCCAGCAGCCUCCGAUAGAAGCUGCCCGACUCAAAAGUCGAGUCGACCUCUUCUCUCAGCCGUGUCUCUCCUAUCCUAUUAACUCUGGAACCAGACACUCUCGUCUGGCUAGUCAUUCUUUUACCGUCGCUCUCCCUGUUGCGCCAGCUGUCUAUCCUCACCGCCCUCGCUCGCUAUCGAUACUUGCCAGCAGAUUAAUCCUCGAAUCUAAUCGGUCCAUUCAUUUUUACUUUGCAAUAACGUUAUCCGUUUUGCUGUCACCUCUGCAAGUCGAGGAAGAAAAUAUCCACUCGCUCCAAUUAUCAAUUGAUUAUUCCCUGAUUCAGGACUCUUGUGCUCGUUGCGAACCACCAGGCAGGCGAUUUCGAUUAUCCCUCGACUAUCUUCACCCACCAAGCUGAAGCACGCCCGACCACCGACGACCUCAAUCCUUCAAAUAACGACCCCUCUACCCUUUCCUCGUUAUAUGCUCCAAAGCCUGUCAUCUUUCCAGCUCGCAGUCGAAUCCUUACAGCUCACACCUUGUUCCUCCCCUCCCCUCCGACAUGAAGGACAUCUCCAACUCCGUGAGGACUGCACGUCAAACGGUCUAUCCCAAGAAGAAACCGUCGCCCUAUGGCGUAUCGAAAUCACGGAGACAUCAACAAUCGCCUCUCUGUCCUCCGCAAGCCGUGGUUCGAAAGUCCCCUCGCGGGGCCAAGACCGAACACGCAGUUCAGCGGCAACGCGAAGCACAGAUUCUGGCUCUACGACGGGAAGGGAUCCAUCUAGAAGAGGAGUAUCGUGACGAGAUACAAGAGUAUAUGCAAGUCAUGGAGCGUCACACCAUAGCCUCUGUCGCGUCGAUGGACCAGCAGCCUGAGAUAAGGUGGCAUAUGCGUCCGUGCUUGACGUUGUACCUCACGCUGAACGUCAUUGACCGCUACGUCUCGCGGCGGAUAGUGUACGUCAAGCACUAUCAGCUAGUGGGCUGCGCUGCGCUCUGGAUCGCGGCGAAAUUCGAGGAUGCCAAGGAGCGUGUUCCUACCGUCCAGGACCUCGCACAGAUUUGCCGGGACACCUACGACGAGUCAGCGUUCAUCCAGAUGGAAGGCCAUGUUCUAUCUACCAUCCAAUGGGCUCUCGGACACCCAACAGCGGAGGCUUGGCUUCGUCUGCUAUGUUGUGGCCCCUGCGUAGAGGACGUCAAGGUUCAACAUGUCGCUCGUUUCCUCAUGGAAAUCACUCUGUUCUACCGCGAAUUUGUUGAGUUCGUGCCCUCGGCCAUCGCGCUCGGUGCGCUUAUCCUCGCCCGCCACAUAUGCGGCAAGUCCCAGAGAACUUACGAUGACACAGACGAUGCUUUGACAAUAGUCGACCUCUUGGAUAGGCGCCUCGCUGAACACGUCAACGACUUGUCAGAAACGCUGGUUAAGAAGUAUUCUUACGCAUUUUACUCCAAAGCAGCGACGUUGGUGGUUCAGUAUUACUUGGAAGGCGGUCGCUUCCAGCGCCAGCCUCUCGCUCCUUUACCGAUGACUCCCGUCAAGGCGCAUUCUCCCAAGAUCUGCACACCGGCAAGCGUAUCUACUGUCGCAUCAGACCUCUCAGACGAUAUGCCCGCGACGCCAACGAGUCCAGCAAUUCCUAGCGAUCCGUUCUCUGGCUACAUAUCCGACGACAAGGAGAAUUUCUCGUCGUCACCGACGUUCUCUCCGAGGGUCAGUAAACAUGCCGUGGAGCAGGUGCCAGAACAGUUCCUACCUCACGAGUUUGUCACCAUGGCCCGUCCGGCUCUCCACAGCCUCAACGCCUCAUCACCUCGCGUAGCCGCAGUGGCAUAACCCACCACUCGACGUACUCUUCCUCUUCCCCUUCCCCCGAUUCGUCUCCCCACCCUGGGUUGUAAGAUGUCUCCCGUCGCACACCUCAUAUCGCAUUGAAAAUGUAUCAACAUACCAUACAAGUCGAUCCAUCGGCAUAUCACCACAUUUCUCUCUCUGCAAUCUCUCUGCAACAUCAAUCAUCCAUGCAUCCUGUCUCUGCGCAUCGUCUCUCGCUUUCCAUCGCCUAUAUCCAUCGUCGAGAACACAAGAUCGGUCGCACAGGGAACGACGUGGGUGGGACGAGUGUACGGCCGUGCCCCAGUGUAUCAGCAGUGGUGUAUCAUCAUCUGGACAGCUUCGUUCACUGGUUAGCGUUCGUCCGUGUCGUUUAGGCCGCUUGUGUUUCUGCCACAUCGAACUGUCUCGCUCACCACACUCUUUCGGUUGUCGCCCUGCCCUAUGCACCCUGUCCUCCGUGUCGCCUUACGCGAUGAACUCGUCGUCCUUCACCCCGUUAUUCAACCCCCCCUUCUUUUAUAUCUUAUUCUUCACGUUUAUUGUACUCCUUACACCUUACCGCUUUCUCCCUUUCCCUUACACCCCGCAUUCACCCGCACUUUAUUUACUGCACAUUGUCCUCGCCUUCUGUUCCUAGUUCUCGUCAUCGUCAAUGUUGCAGCAUCGCUCGAAUCAUCGCACCUUUCAUUGCACCCGGUCAGCCUGACUGGACCUGACAUCGGAGCUUCU
This is a messenger RNA of Phanerochaete carnosa HHB-10118-sp, 2696 nucleotides long. RefSeq lists its product as uncharacterized. The transcript is spliced from 7 exons. Bases 690 to 1967 code for a protein of 425 amino acids. Gene Ontology annotation, cellular component: cytoplasm; centrosome; nucleus. Gene Ontology annotation, biological process: regulation of cyclin-dependent protein serine/threonine kinase activity; mitotic cell cycle phase transition. Lineage: Eukaryota; Fungi; Basidiomycota; Agaricomycetes; Polyporales; Phanerochaetaceae. The record is from RefSeq and is a predicted model, not a curated record. Gene Ontology annotation, molecular function: cyclin-dependent protein serine/threonine kinase regulator activity.